Poeciliopsis prolifica (blackstripe livebearer) is the source of this 4551-nucleotide messenger RNA. Its product is annotated as carcinoembryonic antigen-related cell adhesion molecule 5-like. The record is from RefSeq and is a predicted model, not a curated record. Lineage: Eukaryota; Metazoa; Chordata; Actinopteri; Cyprinodontiformes; Poeciliidae. Bases 65 to 1699 code for a protein of 544 amino acids. The transcript is spliced from 10 exons.
AAGCAGCAGGUACACCGCAGUUCCGCUCCUGUGUCUCUGCUGGGAAGACUUGAAACCGUCCAGGAUGGAUCUGAUCGCCUUUUCGUUUCUUUUGCUCCUCUCUCAAUUCGGCUGUUCUGCUGGAGACAAAGUUCUACCCGACGGUCCUCUGGAUGCACUGUUGGGGAAAGAUUUGACAAUAAAUCUCCUGAGUCCAAUAGAACAAAGCGACAUCUUAACAUGGAGUUUCAAGAGUUCUACAUCAAUUGGUACUCUGAGAGGUGGCAGCGCUACAAUUACCGUGGCAUAUAAAGAUAGAGCUUCCAUUAACAUCACCAACGGGGCCCUGACUCUGAAGUCCCUAAAAUCAGCGGACAGCGGAGAUUAUAAUGUAGUAAUAAUCGGGAAUGCAGGCGGUAUUCCCGGAGAGGUUAAAAUCCGAGUUCUGGAACCUGUGUCUGAUGUCAUGAUCAAAUCAAACCUCCCUGAAGUCAUUGAGCACAACAGCACAGUGGAGCUUACCUGCUCUUGCAAAGGAUCUAUUGAGAGCUUCACCUGGACCAAUGACAGCAAAAUCAUUGAACCUGAUGGCAAACGGUUUACUGUGAAACCGUCGGUGAUGUCAGACACGAUUGAAAUACCGGGAAAAUAUUCUAGUCAGCUGACCAUCACAGGUGUCCAGAGGUAUGACCUGGUUGGCCCAAUUGUCUGCACAGCAGCAAACACACUGCAAAAAGACAGCAGCGCCAAAUUCAACCUCACAGUCUUCUAUGGACCCGAGGAUGUCAUCAUUAAGCCCUCUAAACAACUGGCAUUUGUGCCGUCCAAUUCGGAUUUCAACCUGACAUGUUCGGCCUCCUCCAAACCCGCUGCUACUUUCACCUGGUUUUAUGACACAAAGCAGAUAGAGGCCACUGGUCCAGUCCUCACCCUGAAAGUCAUUGAGGAGCAGGGAUUUGGACAUACGAUGGGCAACUACAGGUGUGUAGCUCAAAAUGAGAAGACCAAACGAAAGGCUUCAUCUAUUGCUGUUCAGUUCUCCGUGAUGGAGGCCAUUUCUGGCAUUAAGUUAAGUGGUCCAAAUGGUAUCCUCAUCGCUGGCAACAGCAGCGCCAAACUCAGCUGCCAGGCAACACAAGGCAACGUGUCGGAAAUAAUCUGGUUGAAGGAUGGCAAACGCCUUUCCCCCGACUCCCAUGUCGAAUUCUCCAACGAUGGUACCUCAAUAAAUAUCGAAGUGCUGAAGAAAGAGGACAAUGGAGAAUACAUAUGUCAGCUCAGCAACUCUGUCAGCACAAAAGAAGCUAACUUCACAAUGGUGGUCAACUAUGGUCCUGAAACACCAGUGGUGAAGGGAGACAAAGAAGUGCAGUUGAAUACACGUGUGGAGCUCAUCUGUUCUGUCUCGUCUGUCCCUCCUGCCAAAAUUAUCUGGAAGCUAAAUGGGACAGUGAUCCCUGGUGAAACAAAAACUACGUUGAUCUACAAUAACAUAGAGUAUAAGAAAUCAGGAACAUACACAUGUGAGGCAAGCAAUGAAGUCACUGGGAAGUCCACCAACUCCCCCCCUCUCUCCGUCACCGUUAAAGAAAACAUAGACGAAGGUCUUUCCGAUGGAGCCAUUGCCGGAAUCGUCAUUGCAUGCCUUGUUGCAGUUGGAGUCGCCAUCGCCCUAUUCUUCUACUGCAGAGGGAAAGUACCAGUGGCGUCACCAUACUAAAGACAUGCAUCUGCUGGCUUGAAAUGUCUACCGUUUGGUUUCCCAUGAUCCUCUAUGCAUCUGGGAGGAGCGCUUGGGUGGAUCCAGCUGGUUUCCUUUGAGCAACUCGUCCAACCAGCUUCUUCAUUAUGCCUCUCUUUCUCCCUCUCUCUGGCAGACAAGGAUUAUGGAAGUCCAGUUUCACUGGGAUACUAGAUCAUGUUAAGCUUUGGAUUACAAACCUUCUAAUUUUACUGCAACUAUCUUCAAUUUAAUUUUUAUUUUUUUGUUAAUAAGCUGCACCACUUCUAUGAAUCAGUUGCUUUUUUGUCUCCCUUUUCUACAACAUCUUACCAAACUUUGUCGCUUCGAUUUUCUCUUUGUUUUAUUUUUUUUUCUUGGGGAGGAAACAGACAUUUCUGCCGUGGAGAUGCUUCUUUGACUACAGCUCAUGAACUGAUGACUGCAAAGAGUGACUGUCUUUAUCCUGCUGGAAACCUGAGAAGAACACACACACACGCACACCCGUACACAGAUGUAAUACCUGAAGAAAUGUGAUGCAUACAUGCAUGGGUGAUCAAAACCAUGGAGGCCACAAGGGCAGAAUCUGGGGCAGUCUGGUUCAAAAAAGUAGAAGAAAUAUACUGUAGUUUGAUUUAUGUCACCGUCUGUUCCACAUAUGUGGAGUUACACAGAUGAGAAAGAGCCAAGCACAGCGGAGGGUUUUCAGGAUAAACAUCUUUCUCAGAGCUUUCAUCUGUAAUGCCUCAGUUUGUUUGGUGCUCAACAAAGCAUACAAAGUUUUCUGCCACACCUGCUGAGUCAACUUUUUUUAAAAUUAUUUUAUUAAACUGAGGUCACUACAAACCUGUCAGCAUCUCUUCCUCAACCUGACAGCUUGACUCAACAUCAUUUUUUCUGUAAAAAUGAGCAAAUCUGUAACAUUUACUGAAUUCAUCCUGUCUCUUUUAUAGUAGCAGACCACCAUGAGCUUUUAAAAUAAUAGCUGUAUCAUAUUUAUUGAUUGAAAUCCUUAAAAUUCCACUUUGUAAAAUAAAAAAUACCACCAGAAAAAAGCUCAUAUUUCACAUAAAUAUGCUCAGCUGAUAAAACUAAGCCAGUCUAAGAGAAGCAACACAUUUAACUGCUGUUUAAAUCUUUUCAAAGUUGCUAAGUUGUUUGAAAAAGCCUCAAAAGGAAGAUAUCUGUAAAACAUGUCAUACCACAUUUUGUAUCUAAUAUAUCAGAACCAAUAUGUUUUUUCAUUUGAUCUGAUGAAGAUGAGCAUUUAUGCAGCUUUAGGUGGUUAAACAAAUCAACCAGCUUGUUUUUUUGGGGUUUGUUUUUACCACCUCUCUUACCUUUUUCAAUCUGACUCUACAAACUUGUUUGAGUUUCUUCAAACAUGUCUUGCUCUGUAAUCUUAGCUGGCUCCCUCGAUUCCUCUCAGCUAUCCGUCCUGUAUAUGUUGUUCUCUGAAGCUCAGGAUCCGCCCUCUCAGUUCGACUCAUCCUGUCAUCUUAGGAAGAACAUGCAGAGGAGGAGGGAUGUAUUAAAGAUGGCAGAGACAGGACUCAGCAUGCAGAGCCACUUUCAGUCAGGUUAGGAGGAAGGCAGGAAGAAAAAGCGAGCGGGAAAGCGUUUUAGCCCUCAAUUUUUUUAAAAACUGGAGGGAAAGUCUGAUGACCUGUCACUAUGCUGCUCUUUUUUUCUAACCACAACCGUAAAGAAGUUGCUUUUAACUAAAUUAUGGCUUUUAGAGUCUUUAUGGAACUAGUUUUGAUUUGAAAAACAUAUCUGUGAUAUUUUGAAGUUCGGCAUUUAGAUGUUUCUUCCUGAGUAUUUUGUCCGCAUCCUUUUUUUAAAAAAGAAAAAUAUCUUUGUGUGGUUCAUGGUUAUGUGUGACCUCAGACUUCAACCUGCACUGAUCUCCAAACAAGUAUUUAUUUUGCUGAGUUUUAGAAGAAAAAAACAACAUUUAAAAUCAUUGGAGCUGAAGAUCACAGCCUGUAAGCAGAAACUCUUUAUCUGUUUGAGUUGUAGAACAGAAAUUAUUUCAGGUCAGUUUGUCCUUUCAUCAAUUCGUACCCCUGUUUUAUGCUUUGUCAUUUUGUUCAUAUUUCUGUAAAUUAUUUAAAUUUGUCAAUGAAUAUUUAAUCUUGGCAAUAAAUUAAUCAUGGAAAACAUCUAAUCUUGGAAACCUAAUACCAGGACUAUAAUUAGGAGGGCAUGGGUCCCUCAUCAGGCAUGUUGCUGCAAUUUACAGUAGAUAAAUAGUUAAAUACAAAUUGCCUUCAAGGUUUUUAGAUCUUUGCAGUAUAUUUGUUGUUGUUUUUAACAACCUGUGUGUAUGUAAUUGUUAGAUAUUUCUUUCACCAUUUCUAGAAAUAUCUUCUUCCACACAAAAUGACGUAACUAUGCCUGUAGGUUAAGUAGAAAACAAAGUAAAACAAAAACUAAACCGUUUUUUCUGAAAUCCAGGUACGAAUUGAUGCAUGGUUAGUACAAAGCAUCCUGUGGCACGAGGUUCCUGCAAAAGGUACCAGGACCCAGUCAAACCGAGUAUUGACAAGUUCAAAACAAAUGUGUUGAGUUUACAGUAACUAUAAUGCAGAGAAUGUAUUAAUAACAACAUGUAAAUAUGACAUUUGUUGCCCUAAACGAGACCUGUUCAUAUGUUUUAAACUGCAUAAAACUGCCCUUGUUGUAUAUAGGAGAAAUUGUAUUCACUGUACACAGAUUUUGACUUUUUUUUGGAUUAUACAUAUGGGGAAAAGAAUUUUAAUUUCUUGUUUUGCUGUAUUUUUCAGAGAUGUUUUGUUAUCUUUUAAGUUUAUGUAAAAACAUAAAAAUCCAUAAAGGCCUUGAAAAUA